UGACCCAGUAAUUUUGAAGAGAAGGCCAUUUCUUAAUUUCUAGAUGAUGCAUACCCAUUGCAGUAACUUCUACCAUAGAAGAGGAAGAAAGAAGGAAAAAUGCUUAUAUAAUGAUGAUACAUUGGAUGAAGUGACAAGAAAAGAACUUUGCACAGACACUUUCUGUAAAGUUUGUGGGGCUAUACUGCAAUUUGAAUCACAAAGAAUAGCACACUAUGAGGGUAAAAGGCAUACACAGAAAGUCCGACUUUACUUACAGAUGCACAAUGAACAAAAGGAAGGACAGGAACCUGGCAAGCUGAAGGCACAGAUGGACCCAGAUGUGGACAAAAACACAUUCUGCAAGCUUUGCAACAUCAUCUUCACAUCCCCAGUUGUUGCCCAAUCACACUACCUGGGAAAGAUUCACACCAAAAAACUGAAGCAGUUGGCAGGAGAUCAGGCUGUACAACUCACACAAACUGCUCAACCUGGUCCCUUUGUGACUCCAACUCUGCCAGAGUUGUCUAUAGAAAAGGCCUCACAGGACACUGUUGCUGAAGAUCCAUCUUCAUCCUGCACUACUGCACUGGAUUUAGAUGAUCCAGAAAAAUACUGCAAGCUAUGCUCAGCACCCUUCAACAAUCCACUGAUGGCCCAUCAACACUAUGUGGGUAAGAAGCACAAAAGGAAUGAAGUGCGUAAGCAACUGAUGGCUGAGAUAGGAACAGAAGCGAUCCCUGCAGAAUCCAAGGCCAAUGCAGUCGGCGUGGGCAACUACAAAUGCUCUGUAUGCUCUCUCAGCCUCACAUCCAUAGAGAUGUACCAGUCUCACAUGCAAGGAAAUAAGCAUCAGACCAAGGAGAAUAUGAUUAUAAAGUUGAUGAAGAAUUCUGAGAAAUCAUACAAUUCCUUCCAGGAUGAAUUGGAAGAUUACAUUAAAGUACAAAAGGCAAGAGGAUUGGAGCCGAAAACUAAUUUUAGAAAACCAGAGGAAGAGUUUGACACCAUGAAUGAUCACGGGGAAGCCUUUACUUCUGACCAAGAUCUAUUUUCUCAGGAUAUUUAUGAACCAGAUCAGCAUUCUAUUUUUUUCUCAGAAACACACACACCUUCACACCUUGUUGGAAACAGAUUGUCACAUUGGUCACUAGCACACAGGAAUCCACUAAAACUAGGAAAUACACCCGUGUUUCAGUGCAACACAGAAUGUUAUGCAGAAGAGCAAGUGCUUCAGUUGUCCACCUACAAACAGGACCAUUGCAAACCGUCAUCAGCUGAACCAAGUGAUUGCAGCCAACUUGUGUCUCCCAGUAAUGGCUCUAACUCUUACAAGAGAAGCCAAAAGCUGCCAAAGACUCCCAAGAAGGAAGAAGGAAGUGCAAGAGAAGGAAAAGGGAAUCUUGACCAAGAAUUCUUAAGGCCCAAAAGAAAACAGUACAUAGAAAAAGAGUGCAGUGAAUCAGGAAAGGACCUUGAAAGGAAAAGGAAAAGGAAAGAUGAGGCAACUGAAUGGAAAUCAAAGCAUAGUAAAGAUAAAAGUAAUAAAGAGGUUUCUUCUGAAAAGGAAAGCAGAAGACACAAGAAGGAGAAAAAGAAGGCUGAAGACAGCAGACCAACUGAGGAGGAGAUGCUGUGGAAUGAAUCUAUCCUGGGAUACUAACUGAAUGUUUUGUAAUGAAUUGUUAUGUUAAUUUAGAUUCUGAACCAUGUUGCACUUUUAUAUUUCAGUUACUGGAUAUUUGUUUUAAAUCAGUCCUUCACAAAUAAUGGGCAAUGGGUUACAGCUCUCUCUGCCCUCCUGCCACAAGUACUGUGAGCCCUGUAAUGAAAAACAGAAGCAUAAUAACAAAAAAUGCAGCUACCUAGAUUUGCUUCCCUGCUGCAUAUCUCCUAGCCGCUUGAAGAACCAGCUGAGAAACACUGGCUUAAUUGAUCACACAAUUAACAAUUGGAAACUGCCUGUAGAGCUUUGACUAUGGGGUAGUAUAGAUAUGAAAUGAAAUGAGAGGAUGCAAUGAAAUGGUAAUGGCUGAAUUGCCUUUUAUAAGCUACCACGUCUAAUCUGCAUUCCAGGUUUGUCUUUGUGAGUUCUACAGAAUUUUCUGGAUGCGAAACUGGAGGGAUCAGAUUCUAGACCGAC
Molecule: messenger RNA, 2122 nt
Organism: Varanus komodoensis (Komodo dragon)
Lineage: Eukaryota; Metazoa; Chordata; Lepidosauria; Squamata; Varanidae
Gene: KRCC1
Product: lysine rich coiled-coil 1
Exons: 7
Coding region: 44-1642 (532 amino acids)
Molecular function (GO): zinc ion binding; nucleic acid binding
Source: RefSeq, a predicted model, not a curated record